AGUAAAUCAACCAAUCACAGUUCAAACAUUCUUAUUAUGUUAGAAUGUUUGAUUGUGAUUGGUCAAUUUUCUUACGGUCUUAUGAUUACGACUAAAAUUUUUUAACGUGCAAUGGCCUUCAAGAUGCUUCGAAGCAUUACAUUAACCAAUCAGAAUAAAGAAAUUUUCACUCUCAAUCAAACGCUUCGAAGCUUUUCAAGCGUCUUCCCGACCGCAGCCAGAAAGAAGAGGUUCCCAUCUCAGGAUUACCAGGUCGCUUCUCUCUGCUGGUUAUAUCAUUCACUCAUAUGGUUGUUUUUUUCUGAAUAAAACCGUUAUUAAAUAUUGUCAAUGAAAGGCAUAAUUGAUUCGUAUGAAUAGCGAGCAUGGCUCAUCGAAUUCUCCGAAGAUAUCCUAGAACGACGGUAAAUCAUUUCCUGGAAGUAGUGCAAAAGUUUGAGUAUCUACUGGUAAUGGACUUUGAAGCUACAUGCGACAGACACACAGUGCUCAAGCCGCAAGAAAUCAUAGAAUUACCGUGUGUAUCACUGUCUACCAACGAUUGGAAGAUAAAGGAUACGUUUCACGCCUAUAUUAAACCUAGAAUCUAUCCCAAGCUCACACCAUUCUGCACAGAAUUGACAGGAAUUAUGCAGGAGAUGGUGGACAACCAACCUUGUUUCGCGGAUGUGUUCUCGAGAUUCCGCGAGUGGUUAAUCGAGGGAAAAUAUUUUGAAAACACUGAUAAAAGUUCGUUUGUAACAUGUGGCAAUUGGGACCUAAAAGUGAUGCUACCGAAUCAGUGUAAUUUAGACAAUAUUACAUUGCCAGAUGAAUUCAAACAAUGGAUAGAAUUGAAACAUACGUUUUGCGACUCUACUGGGUAUUAUCCAAGGAGUUUAAAGGACAUGCUAGUGCGAUUAGAUCUUCCGCUACAAGGGCGUUUACAUUCAGGCAUUGAUGACGUGAAAAAUAUAGUUUCCAUAAUACAAGCUUUAAAAGAAAAAUAUAAUACACAAUUUAAAAUUACCUCAUCAUUAACAAGUUCUACACUAGGUUUAAGCAAUCAUGAGCGGAGUAGCAUAACAAUAUAAAAAAAAGAAUCAGUUUGUUAA
Molecule: messenger RNA, 1094 nt
Organism: Cataglyphis hispanica
Lineage: Eukaryota; Metazoa; Arthropoda; Insecta; Hymenoptera; Formicidae
Product: ERI1 exoribonuclease 3
Exons: 2
Coding region: 366-1073 (235 amino acids)
Biological process (GO): exonucleolytic trimming to generate mature 3'-end of 5.8S rRNA from tricistronic rRNA transcript (SSU-rRNA, 5.8S rRNA, LSU-rRNA)
Molecular function (GO): 3'-5'-RNA exonuclease activity; nucleic acid binding
Source: RefSeq, a predicted model, not a curated record